Messenger RNA from Cajanus cajan (pigeon pea), 920 nucleotides. RefSeq names its product Cytidine/deoxycytidylate deaminase family protein. NCBI's taxonomy places the organism in Eukaryota, Viridiplantae, Streptophyta, Magnoliopsida, Fabales, Fabaceae. Gene Ontology annotation, molecular function: zinc ion binding; dCMP deaminase activity. The record is from RefSeq and is a predicted model, not a curated record. Gene Ontology annotation, cellular component: cytoplasm.
CAUUUUUCCUUUUGUAAGAAAAGAAACCUAACAGACGAAUUCCCUUGCAAAAUUAAUUUCCCGCUCUUUCCCGCUUCCAAGUUUCAACUCUUUUAGUAUUUCUUUAUUUUUGUUUAUCUGAUCGGAUAUGCUAUAUUGGAUUUGACAAUAACCCUGAAACUUGCAUUGGGAUCUCAAUGAACACUCGCGAAGCCACUUUAGUGGUCACGGCAACUGCCAUUGGCGCCUUGGCCUCUGCAAUUGGUUUCCGCUUCUUCUACCGACCCCAGAUGCACGCCAAAUCCUCGCAAAACGGCACCGUUUCAUCUCCUCGGGACCCUUUUGACCCCUCCAAGCGCAAAGAAUAUCUAUCGUGGGAUGACUAUUUUAUGGCAAUUGCAUUUUUGUCGGCUGAGAGGUCCAAAGAUCCUAAUAGGCAGGUGGGGGCUUGUUUGGUGAGUCAAGAUGGUAUAAUUCUUGGAAUUGGAUAUAACGGGUUUCCUAGAGGUUGUUCUGAUGACAAGCUACCUUGGGCAAAGAAAUCCAAGACUGGGAAUCCUUUAGAGACAAAGUACCCAUAUGUUUGUCAUGCAGAAGUAAAUGCUAUUCUUAACACUAAUCAUGCUUCUGCUGCUGGACAACGGCUAUACGUGACCAUGUUUCCGUGCAAUGAAUGUGCUAAGAUCAUAAUCCAGUCAGGGGUUUCUGAAAUAAUUUAUUUUGUGGAGAAGAGAUUAAAAAAUUCAGAUAUUGCGUAUACUGCCUCUCACAAGCUACUUUCAUUGGCUGGUGUAAAGGUCAGGAAACAUCAACCACUGAUGAAUGAAAUUCAUCUGAAGUUUGAGGAGUGAUAGAUCAAAGGAUAUGUUAGGAAAUAGUAGCUGAAAGUUAAUCAUUAAUUUUUAAAGUUAUUUAAGAGUAAGUUUCUUUAAUAUUUUUAA